Molecule: messenger RNA, 4057 nt
Organism: Thalassophryne amazonica
Lineage: Eukaryota; Metazoa; Chordata; Actinopteri; Batrachoidiformes; Batrachoididae
Gene: adam15
Product: ADAM metallopeptidase domain 15
Exons: 25
Coding region: 215-3043 (942 amino acids)
Biological process (GO): integrin-mediated signaling pathway; innate immune response; proteolysis
Molecular function (GO): integrin binding; metalloendopeptidase activity
Source: RefSeq, a predicted model, not a curated record
UGUGACUGGAGGUCACGGGACCCGUUAACGAACACUGAGCUGUGCGUCCGGUACCGGAAGGGGUGUUAUGCGCUUAUUGUUGUGGGCGUGGCCACAACGACGCGACCUGAUGGGUCCGGUGCGACGCUCCGAAACGCCGAGGUGACGUUAGCUGACGGUACCGGGACAGAGCGCUCUCUCACGCCGACCAGCAGCGACCUGUUGCCGCUGCAGGAUGAGCGGAGCCCCGCUACUGCUGCUACUGCUGGAGGUCAGCGGCCGUGCUGCCUUCACGGCCUGUCGGUCCCUGAACGCACCGCGGGACCGAUCAGAAGAGCUCACCGCGCCGGCGACAGGUGGAGACAGUUGGCACCGCCCCCUGGUGGAAAAAGUCCACCCCUUCAUCCUGGUGAAUGGACGGCGCUGGAGCCUGGCCGACGCACUGCAGCGCGGACACCCCGACCGCCUGCAGGCUGGACUCCCGGCAGGAGGACGUGUGUAUCUGCUGGACUUGGAGAAGAACCGCGACCUGCUGCCGAUACCGCCUGACGUCUUCUACUAUCUGCCCAACGGCACUGGUGUGUCCAUGAGCGCCGCCCCUGUGACUCACUGUUAUUACCACGGCACCGUGCGAGGCUUCCCACUCUCCAGAGCGGCUCUCAGCACCUGUUCCGGACUACGCGGCGUCAUCAUCAUCAACUCCACAGUGAGCUUUGAAAUCCAGCCACAGGUACAUGACCACCACCAGGGGGAGCAGGAGAGCCAAGCGACAGAGGGAGGUGGUGAUGGAGUCCAUCUGUUCUACUCCACAAGUCCUCUGGAUGGCGCCAGAGGGUGUGGCGUUUCCCAUACACCAGUCCCUCUGAUACACAGAUCAACGUAUGCCCACAGGAGGAAGAGGGACAUCCUGUCUGAGACAAAGUACAUCGAGCUGGUGCUGGUGGCUGAUCACCAGGAGUUCCUGAAUUACCAGAAGAACAACAGGACCAUUGUCUACCGCAUGCUGGAUCUGGCCAACCAGGUGGACUGGUUCUACCGUCCUCUAAAUGUUCGUGUGGCUUUAACCGGUCUGGAGAUCUGGACUGACAGUGAUAAGAUCCGUGUGGAGAAGAGCCCCACCAGCACUCUGAACAACUUUCUUGAGUGGAGAACCAGAGAGCUGCUGCCACGCCUUCACCAUGACAACGCCCAGCUCAUCAUGGGCGGAUCCUUUGAUGGGACCACAGUGGGAAUGGCGUCCCAGUCGUCCAUGUGCUCCAGAGACCAGUCAGGAGGAGUCAGCGUGGAUCAUCUGGUCAGUAUUUUGGGCGUGGCUUCAACUGUUGCUCAUGCGCUUGGUCACAACCUUGGAAUGAGCCACGACACUGCUGAGCGCCACUGCUUCUGUCAGAAUGAACCACGGCUCGGAGGGUGCAUCAUGGAGCCCUCAACUGGGUUCCUGCCCGGGCAGCAGUUUAGCAGCUGCAGUGCUGCAGACCUGUCCGCCAGUCUGCUGCACAGUGGCGGCAUGUGUCUGUUCAACGUUCCCCAGCCGGAGUGGUUGGUGGGCAUACCGCGGUGCGGAAACCUGCACGUGGAGCAAGGCGAAGAGUGUGACUGCGGCCUGCUGCAGGAGUGUGAGGACCCCUGCUGCAACGCCUCAACCUGUCGCCUGGUUCUUGGAGCUCAGUGCUCAUCUGAUGGCAUCUGCUGCCAUGAUUGUAAGUUGCAGCUGGCGGGUUCAGUGUGUCGUGAACCCCUCGGGGAGUGUGACCUGCCAGAGUUCUGCACAGGCUCCUCCCCCUACUGCCCCCCCAAUGUCUUCCUGCAGGAUGGUGAGCACUGUGACAAUGGUACCUCCUACUGCUAUGGAGGAGCCUGCACCAGCACGCACACCCAAUGCCAGAGGCUGUGGGGACCCAAUGCUUCCAGCGCACCAGCUGUCUGUUUUGCAUCAGUCAACACUCAGGGCAACAAGUUUGGAAACUGUGGACAGUUGGCCAACGGAUCCUACAUCGCCUGUAGAAUUGCGGACGUUUACUGCGGCAAGAUCCAGUGUCAGGGAGGAAGGGAGCACCCCCUGCUGGGCAGUAAGGUAGAGAUCCACACCAAGGUGCCCUUAAACCACAGUGAUGUGGUCUGCAGGGGAACCUUCUUCCACCUGGGAGACGACGUGUCUGGCCCGGCGACUGUGGCCCAAGGCACCUCUUGUGGUCCCAGCAAGGCCUGUUUGAACCAGAGGUGCCAGGACGCGUCGGUGUUCGGGGUGGAAGAAUGCCGCACCAAGUGCAAUGGCCACGGGGUGUGUAACAGUAACAAGAACUGUCACUGUGAUCCUGGCUGGGCUCCACCGGACUGCAGGUACUCCGGUCACGGGGGCAGCAUGGACAGCGGACCAGCCACGCCCACAGGAGAUACUGGGUUGAUCCGUGUUGCUCUCCUGGUUGUCUUCCUCUUCAUCAUACCCGUGGUCCUCUUCUUGGUUUUUCAUCGGUUCCGUGGUUUCUGGCAGAGACUCUGGUGUUUUGGAACCAGCAGCCGUUCCACUAAAGCUGCACAACACAGCAGAACUCCAGCGAUGGAGCGAGCAGACACCAGGAAUGGCGAGCAGGUCCGACCUCUGAGGUACCAUCAGAACCUGCAGACGAACGUCCUGCUGGCCUCGCCCCAAAAACAGGUUCAUGACAGGCCUGCUCCACCCACUAAGCCACUCCCCCCUGACCCCGCCUUAAUAACAGUGCAACAGGCUCUGGUCUGUCGACCUGCUCCGCCCAGCAAGCCACUCCCCCCUGACCCUGGCACACCUGACCAGAGUCCAGUGCACAGAGCAGGUGGAACUGUGUGCGCAAGAGGGCAGCCGCUCCAAAAACAGCCUCUCAGGUCCUAUGUAGCUGCCAGGCACAUGGAUAACGGGCUUUUAGCAGACUCGUGUCUAUACCACUUAAACCUAUGCCACCCAAAAAGCCACGCCCUGCGGACCUGUUGCCCCACCAGCCCAGGUACAGUACCAGCACCAAACCACCACAGUGUGGCGCCGUCACUCCUGCAGUGGUUCCACACAGACGUCCUCCUGCUCCUCCCCUGAGUCGCGGCGUCUCCCUGAGAGACGAGGACUGGGCGCCGCUGGACAUUGCCGACGCCGCAGACUGAGCGCUUCCUGUUGAAGGUGGAAGUGAUGAUGUCAUCGGUUUGAAUUCUCUUUCUAAAGUUAAACUCCAGAACUCGCUGCCUUGCUCAGCGGCACCUUUGCAGUGAUGGCGUUUAAAGGCUUCAAACCUGCAACUUCAAGGCGACGUCCGUGCUGUGGCUCUUUUGAGUGAGUAGGAGGUUCAGUGCCUUGCUGGAGGACUCGUUGGUCGGAGCUCAGACCUGUGACUCUGUAGUGACUGAAUGGUUCCCAAGCUGUGGCCCAGGAACCGCUGUAGGUUCUUGAGGUUUGCAGAAAGCAAAUGAGGUCAUUUGUCAGUUGUAACUGAAAUAUUUUCCAGCUUUGGACUGAAACUGCAGCAGAAUGUGAGCAAAGAUUCUGGGCCCAGUUCCCGUCCAAUUGGACCCACAAAGCCUUUGGUCCUGGCGGUCUGGCGCGACUGUAGUUUCAGGCUGAAGGUGGUUGACACCGGCAUUGCCAUAGUUCUCUUGAUCUUUUUGACUGUGUGCCUGCAGCAACAAUCAGACAGACACUCUGGUUCCAUGUCCCCGGAGACCUGACAUGGAGGAACUGCAUCCAGGUGUCCGGUUGGUACCUGCAGGGACGUCGGGUUCUGGAUGCCGAAUGGGACGUACACUUAGUCACUGCAGCAUUACGUACUUUGUUUCCUCUUUUUGAACUGCAGGAUGUCUGAUCCAGUCCCACUGGGACCCAGUCACCCUGUAGAACCCAUAUGGAUCCUUACGUCCACUCUGUGUGAUGUCAUCAGGACACUGAAGUGUUGUUUUAUACUUUAAUCACAGAUGCUUUAAUACUGAAGUUUAAAUUGUGCCCACAUCAGAUGUGAGUGUGGAUGCGACCUCGUGUCUGCUGCUGUUUACAGAAACUCAUUUGUCCUCCUCGGCUUUUUUCCUUCUGUCUUUUUAAUAAAAACCGACCUUCACUUUUAUU